Cynoglossus semilaevis (tongue sole) is the source of this 6609-nucleotide messenger RNA. It is a transcript of the gene dnaaf9, whose product is annotated as dynein axonemal assembly factor 9. Bases 372 to 3797 code for a protein of 1141 amino acids. Lineage: Eukaryota; Metazoa; Chordata; Actinopteri; Pleuronectiformes; Cynoglossidae. The transcript is spliced from 37 exons. The record is from RefSeq and is a predicted model, not a curated record.
CUGCUGCUGCUGUCAGUACGGACCAGAAUACAAGCAGCUCGGGGUUAUAUCUGGAGAAUUUAAGAACGUAAAGUUUUUAUAUCUGUUUGAUUAUGUUCAUUCACAUUUUUCUACGAAAAAUGAGAAUUAUAGAAGUCUGAAUAAAUUCACAAACACUCGGUUUUACUGUUAUGACUGGCCUGGAGUCUAACCAGAACACCAUCCCACCCCUGUUUGGCUGUAAUGGUUUGGUCCGUUGCUGUGCUGUUGUUGUGUGUGUAGAUGUUUCUCCAGGGUGAUGGAGGCGAAGAUGAUUUAGUCACUUCUGACUCAAAACGUUGAAAGAAACAUUCACUCAGCUGUCGUAAUUAAGAACCACAACAGUCGUGAAAAUGUCCGGUAUAAGGACAGUAAACGGAAAAGUGUCAGGAGUGAAUCCGGCCGUCAGCUGCUGUCGUCUCCGUCAGGUCCAGUCUCUGCUCUGUGAACCUGGAGCUACAACUCCUGAUGGCAUCCUCUGCUCUCUUGGCAUUGAGAGCAGAUACAAUGUCGGCUGCACGGAACUGGCCAAGUACCUGUUCUAUGGACUGUAUGGACAGAAUCCUGUGACUCUGGAACACAGUCUUGAUGAAUUCCCUGAAGAAAUGCUGGACGAUGUUAUCCUGCUGAUCAAGGCUGACUGUGUUCAUCUGUACUGCAACCCACUCAACUACACUUACCUGCUGCCCUAUGUCUCACAUUGGAGGAACCUGCAUCUGUACUGCAUGACAGAAGCAGAGUAUGAAGAUGAAGAAGCAGCAGAGGAAUUUAAAAUCUCCAGUUUUGUGUCAAUGGUGCAGGACUGUUACAACAUUGGCGUUCCUUACAGUGCCCAAGGACAUAUCCAAAAAUUUGACAUGUUCAUGGUGGAGAAAUGGCCUCUGAUCCAGGCCUUUGCCCUGGAAGGCAUUGGUGGAGGAAGCUUCUUUACACUAAAAUACAAGUUGAUGGACAUUAGUGAAAAACUGUGGCAGAUUUACAAUAGACUGGACCCAGUGUCUCUGGACAGUCUGUUGGCUGAGGACCUGAUAAGUUUUGAAAAACAAUGGAGUCACUUUUUCUCCAGCAUGGACCUGGAGAGUCACCUUUCUAUCCUGGAACUAUCUGAAGCUCAGGCAGGAGAGGCUUUCCGUACAUAUUACUGUCAUGGACUGAUCUCCAGCAACAUUACAGAUAAAAGUAAAAAUCUGCAGCCGUUUGUGCUGUUUGGAAAACAUUCCUCAUCAGAAGAUUUGGAGAACUAUUCCUUCAGCUUUCCAUCAGAGAGUCAUCAGGUCAGAAACACAGGAUGUCAUGGAUCUGCAGCCACGCAAAUGAUUCUUCAGUGUGUGGCUCCUAAAGGACCUCUGUCCUGCUCUAGAACGUAUUUCUUUGGAACCACCCAUUCUCCUUACCUUGGAAAUCAAAAGACAGAGCAGAGAAGGACUGAGGCAUUACUCUUGUCCCAGGUUUAUUCAGCUUCUAUCCAGUCAGUUCUUUCUGGAAUAGAAUGCUACUCCUGCACGUCCAGUGUUCCUAAGGCUAAGGAUGUGGCUGAGAACACCUUCUUCAUGGCUUUGGACGCCAUGAAUUUAAGUCAGUAUCGCAGUGUUCUCAGGUCCAAAUGUAAAUUCCACAUCCAGGCUGUUAACAAGCAGGGCAGGAUUAUUCCUUUAACGGAUGAAGAAAGUCGUUAUGCAGUUAAAACAGCAUCCAUGACUAUUGUGGACAUCCCUAAACUGCAGACAGACUCUGAGCAUCUGGGCUCUGUUGUCUUCUCUGAGUCCUUCUUGGAGUCAAGUAUCAACAUUCAACAAAAAGAUGGCACUGUGUCCUCAGACAGCUGCUACACUAUCCUGACCACCUCUGUGCCCCGCUAUGCCUGCUGGAUGAUGGAGUCUGAUGUGAAGCAGUCAGAGCGAGCUCAGCAUGUCAUCAAGAACGAGGAAGACUGCUGUUUGGGAUCGGCCCUGACUGGAGCAGAUGUAGCCUAUGUGUUCUCCAGAAGUCAGCUGUCAACUCCUGAAGAAGGGAAGAUAAUGUUCUUCUCUGAGGGACUCAUGUUUCUUCAUUCUCAACACGGAAGCAUCACUCUCUCAAAGGAUCACAUUAAGAACAUCAAGCUCUAUGACCCGGACUCCUGCUCUGUGGCCUCACUCUUUGUGGAGUACCACAGCACUUUUCUGCCCCACCUCCCAUUUCCUCUCCACAGCUCAGACCAGUGCCUGGUCUUUGCCCUUCAGCCAAGGUCCAAAGGUCACAGGAGCUUCUACACCAAGGUUUUGUCAGUUUGGCAAAAGUCGGAAGAAUCUGGACUCAUCCUGCAGCUGCUGGACCAAGAGAAGAUGACUGGGAUCCAGCAAGGCAUGUACACCAGGCUACAGAAGCUGCACCACAGCCAGGAGCCUCCAGUGGCCAAACGUAGAGGACACCUGAAGUCUUCCUACUCCCAGCUGCCAGAACAGGACAUGUUUCUGCAGCACUUUGCCCUGAGCAGCAUCAGUCAGGAGCCCAUUCUAAGUGAGCACCUGGGAGCACUGUUCCCUUCUGCAGAGAUGAAGAACACAGUGGGUGGACAGGGAGAGAAGGUCAUCGUCACCGUCAUCACUGGACUGCCGGGCAGCCACAAAGAGAGACUCUGCGACUUCCUGGUCCAGCUGAACAAGGAUCAUGGACGGUGGGUGGUGUACAAACCUGACAGCUUCUCAGCCUCUCACCUCCAGCGGUAUUUAUCCAGCCUCCUGCAGAGCCAGAGAGGCCCAGGAGGGAAACCCCGUCUGUUGGUGCUCUCACCUGGAUACACCGAUGUUCUGGAUAUCGUCAAGGCUUUGCUCCUCCAUCCUGACCCAGUUAUCCGAGCAGGUUUCACCAUUGGUGCUGUCACUGCCUGUGUGGAGCCACUGGCUUCUUGCUUGGAGCACAGGUUUACUUUCCCCAAGAUGUUGGAACAGUGCAGCCAAGGUCUUGUGACUACAGUGGUGUUCACUGGCCUGGCAGCAGAGCUGAAGAACCCUCUCAUGCAGCAUGUUCAGCAGCUGGUACGCUCUGCCAACCCCACUGCUGCCUUUGUACAGGCAGAGAGAGGAGCUGUCACCAGGAGUGAAGAUGUUAAUCUGAUAUUGUCCGCCAGCAACUUCAGUGAGCCACAGAUGCUUAGGGCACGUUAUGUCCUUUAUCCUGGAUGGUGCAAAGGACGUUUUCUCUCUGGUUCAGGGUCUCUGGUCCUCAACCAGCAUCACCUGGCUUUUAACCGUCCACUGGAGAGGGAUCUGUUUGUGACUCGCUGCAAAGCCAUCAAGUCAUCACUAGCACCAAGCCCUUUCCACGGAAACAUGUACAAUAUUUGGGGAAAAGUCCGAUUCUCUGACUCAGAGCGCAGGAUGGAGGUGGGCUUCAACACGGUGAGCGGCAGCCUGAGCAUCAUCCCAGAUCAGAGCGGUGACCACAGACUCAGCAACUGCUUCCUGGUUUUUGAUGGCGUGGCUCUGACAGAAGACAGCCUAAAGGACUGGGUCAGGCUGUGCACCAAGCAGAGAGAGAUGAAGAAACCUAAGAAGACCAAAAACACUCUCUCACCACAGGAAAUCAAGGCAAUCCAUAUGAAACGCUGUUUGGAGCCAUUGCCACCAGGCUACUUCUACAACGGCUUUCAGUACAUGGACAUUUUUGGAGAAAAAAGCUGCUUUCAUCCUCACAUGGAGGAGUUUGUGAAGCAAUACAUCACUGAGGCCAACAAAGAGAUUGAGCUUUUUAAUCGUCAGCUGGAACUGCAGGAGCAGCCAGACCUGUUUGGUCCAUGAUGGAGACCAUGUGUUCCACCACCAUCUUCAAGUAACUGACCAGAGAGGGAGGGAGGGAGGGAAGGACGGUCCAUCAUCCAAACACCACUGAAUGGUCAAUAGAUAAUUAUACUGUUCAGUUAAUUUUCUGUCUCCUAAUGUGGGGGAGAAGAUGACAUCAUCCACCAGGGGCCACAUGACCUUGUCACAUGAUGGUCAUUUGACGCACAUAGUGCUGCUAAAUGAGCAGUCACUAACCCUUGAUCAAUGAGUUCAUUGUUUUAUUUUGGGGAUUUUUUUAUCAAACCUAGUAAAUGAAUAGUGUCACUCUGAGUAAUUCCAUAUAAAACUGCUGAACAGUCUGAAACACAGGGCUAACCAUUGGCUAAAACCCCAGUGAUUGUGACCAUGACACUUUCACAAUCAGGGAAUUUCCAGCCUGCGGCUGCUCCAGCUUCUGCCUUUCUGUUUAUCACAGUUGGCAAAUGAAAGCCUCUAUUUCUGGACAGGCUUGGAGUGCCGUGUGAUUCUGGUGAGCUCCCCGGUGGGCUUUCUCAAGAAUCGCUCCUCCUCUGUUGUCACCCAAUCCACAGCCCACCUGUUGGUUUGUCUGUGCACUGUGCUGCAGCAGAGGGGGAGCUUUUGGCCAUCGAGCCGUAAACAUUGGACAGCCUGUUGGCUGCACACAACUGAUGGAUGAUGCCAUUAAUCACAUCGCUGUACACCACCCCAGCUCUUUAUUUUAGGACUCCUGAAGUGAAUCUAAUGAUUCAGUAGUGCCCUUAAGGAACUCUGUUUGUUACAGUGCUGCUUGACCUCCAUGAGAAAACACCUUUUGGUUAAACAUUUCUUUUUGUUUUUGCAACUGUGAAAAAGACAUUACACCUAUGAUACAUAUGGUCAAGGAGAAAUGGGGGCAGAAUAAGGUCCAUUGAGGUUAGGGUUUGGGUGAAGAUAAGUAGCACAUGUACUAAUGGGUAUGAUGUGUGCUUCAGUAUCUGAUGAACAGAGUUACCUGAAUAUUUGCUCUGUGAUCGUGAGUGGUACUAACGUUGUUUUCAAGGUUCCUACACAGGUUUCACAGCAGUACAUUUAGAAUUAUAAACUGUGACAAAAAAUUGAACUCUAGCUAAAAUGACUGAUAAGGAGUGAAACUUGUGUGCAGGAACCCUGGUACUGUCUGGAACUUUAACAGAUUUCAUGUGUCUUUGAGGCAGCAGUGGGGAAUUUGAGGUUUAAUCACUAUUUGAGUUACAAGUUACCAGAGCAGGAAACAUUUGAAUGACAUUUCCAGCAACCAACUUGACCUGUUAGUGACCUCAACCUGACACUGCUGACCCAGUCUGUCCUCCCUUCGAGAUUCUAUUAUAAUCCAAAGCCAUUCCAUUUGCUAGAUGUCAGUCAGGAGAGUAGAUUAAUGACAUGGAGAUGUUUGCUCUAAAUGUUUACCACCCUGGUCUGACCACAGAGAUGGUCAUAAGACCAACACCAAUACAUCUCCUUUCUCCGCUGCUUUUACAGUACCAGCAACUGUAGUAGCAGGAACCCCCUAGAGUGUGAGCUUGUAGGCAUGUUAGUGUUGUGAAAACCAAUUUAAAGUAGACACUUUCCACAGCAGCCUGAACUGUGUUUUGGCAUCUGGACAGUCUGUACUUAACAGAUGGAACUGUUGAAUCGUCACCAUCAUCACCAUGAGCUCAGACCUACCUGCUAACGAGAGAAGAACUCACUGUUUUUAACUUCUCCCUUAAAAAAAAAGAUCUUGUACUUGUGAACCAGGUGCUCUGCUCCAAAGAAGACUUCUGUCAGAUAGAGCCACCAGGAAGUCUAGAACUUUUAGGAAUUUCGGUUCUGUGAUCAUUUUCCAUAACCGAAAAAUUGUUUUCAUAUGAACCUUUUCAUACUUGGUGGGAGUUUCUGCAGUGAGUUGUUCUCUUCAAGAUAUCUAUCUGUGUUACUACAUAUAGUCAUACAUACAUACAUAUAUACAUACACAUAUAUAAAUAUAUAGGCAUAUAUAUAUCUAUAUGUAUGGCAUAAUUCUCCUGGCAUUUUGGGCCAAACAAACUUAAGAGUCCUGCAGCUAGACUAUGUGUGCUGCUGCUGAGUUCUAGUUUUUCAGUCUCAUCUGCAGUCAAACAUUGCACAUGAACAAAUAAAUCUAAAAAUGAUCCUGAUAAAACGGACUGCUGACAGAUGAACGACCUGUGUCUUCACCGGCCAGGAUAACCUGCAGCACAAAUCCUCUGUUGACGAAAUGAUUACUCUUGAUUAGGGCUGAUCCUGGCUGAGGGAUUCAGAGAUAAACUCUGUUUUCAGCAACAGUUGUCCUUAUGCAAUACUGCAGAGGCUUCACCCUGACAGACAGUAACACUGCUGCCAUGCUGACGUAAGGCAGGGGAGCUACUGAAAUGAUGGUUGACCAAAACCAGUCCUAGAAGAGUCCAGGGUUAGUGUUCGAUGUUAGACACUUUUAAUAUUUAGAACCGUUAUCACUGGCGGUGUGUUCACAGCAAAAUGAGAAGCACUUUUUUUCUAAUGAGACUGCACACAGAAGGAUGGAUAGAAAACUUCCUUCUCUAAUUUUCAAUAACCUGCAAUAAAAGAUGAUAAUAAUAAUGAGACAACUGAAAGAUAGUAAAGAAUUAUCAUGUGAAACUGAAAAAGCUGGGACACACAAACCCGCUUCUCAUUUAUGGUGAGCACACUGUACAGUUUAUAGUCAUUGAUAUAUUAACUUAUAUAACCAGUUCAUCUCUACUAUUCUGCACGAGUAAAUAUCAGCUGGGGUGGGGCGAUAUGAAAAAAGAAAGUAGUUUAAACUGCAGCACUG